AUGACUAAGGUUCUGGAAUACGAGCCCUUCAUUGAUGAAACAAUAACGAAGUUUGUGGACAAGCUAGCGCUGAGAUUCGUCGAUGGUGAUAACGCAGGAAAGGUUUGCCCGGCAGAUGAAUGGAUUGGCUUCUUCGCCUGGGAUGUCACCGCUAACUACAGCUUUGGUCAGCACUAUGGAUUCAUUGACCAGGAGAAGGAUGUUUCUCAAAUUCCAUGGAUUGACAACAUCCUUGACAAGAAUCCCAUCAAGCGGAUCGGGCCCAAGCACACCUUGACAGGUGUCCUGUACACCUUUAAGGUCGUUGCCGAGUAUCAAGCCCAGUUCGCUGAGAACAAAAUGUCCGCCGGUACUGUCGACCACACGCUCGACAAAUACGUGCAACUGAAAGAAACAUACCCUGACAUGGUAGACGACAACCAGAUCGUCAAGUGGCUAAUGCUGAGUAUUCUUGCUGGAGGCGAUACGAGCUCAGCUACCAUUCGUGCUGCCGUUUACUACCUAGCCAAGUCACCUACUGCAAUGAUCAAACUCGCCGCCGAACUCAAAGCUGCCGGUAUCUCUACUCCUGCUCCCUGGAAGGAGAUCCGCGACUUGCAGUACUUGGAUGCCGUCAUUCGUGAAGCUCUACGCGUCAACCCUGGUGUUGCCAUGAUCUUGGAGCGCAUCGUUCCAGAGGGCGGAUUCACGCUUCCCGAUGGACGAUAUCUCCCUGCAGGCACCAAGGCCGGAAUCAACCCAUUUGUCACAAAUCGUGAUUUCGGAGUGUUCGGAGACGAUGCCGAUGACUUCAAUCCGGACCGCUGGCUGCAGGACAAGGAUGAAAGCCCGGAAAAUUUCGAGGUUCGCCUGCGUCGGAUGAAAGACACUGUCGACUUAUCUUUCGGUGGCGGAGGCCGAGUUUGCAUGGGCCGGUAUCUCGCUAUAUUAGAGAUAAAAAAGCUGAUUGCGUCGCUGUACAGCUCGUUCGAUGUGAGUGAUUCAACUGUGGACCCCAAUCAUGAAUGGACGUACCAAAAUGCCUGGUUCGUGUAUCAGUACGAUAUGCCCAUGGUCAUCCGGCGCCGAUGA
Molecule: messenger RNA, 1071 nt
Organism: Penicillium expansum
Lineage: Eukaryota; Fungi; Ascomycota; Eurotiomycetes; Eurotiales; Aspergillaceae
Product: Cytochrome P450
Exons: 4
Coding region: 1-1071 (356 amino acids)
Molecular function (GO): iron ion binding; heme binding; oxidoreductase activity, acting on paired donors, with incorporation or reduction of molecular oxygen
Source: RefSeq, a predicted model, not a curated record